AUGCGGACUUUGAACAUGGCUACUGGCAAUGGCAGUUCAUCUCCAGAUAUGGUAGAGCCCAUUGCCGUGAUUGGUCUCGCUACUCGAUUCCCUCAGGAGGCCACUACUACCGAAACCUUGUGGGAGCUUCUGCUACAAGCCCGGUCAACCUGGUCGACUAUUCCAAAAGAAAGAUUCAAUGCCGACGCGUUCUUUCAUCCAGAUCCCGAACAUGGAGGAACAUUUCAUGUGCAAGGGGGCCACUUCCUAUCCGAAGAUCCUGCUUACUUUGACGGAUCCUUCUUCAACAUUACGAAAAACGAACUUAUGACCCUUGAUCCUCAGCAGCGUCUGGUCCUGGAAAACGUCUACCAUGCAUUGGAAAACUCCGGUAUUCCAAUAGCUGCCGCUGCUGGCUCCAAUACCUCGGUUUUUGUCAGCGGAUUCAACCAUGAUUACCUGGGAAUCCUUAAUUCCGAUCCAGAGACCGCCCUCAAGUACAAGCCCACGGGAGUCGUGAAUGCAAUCCUGUCAAACAGAGUCAGCUGGUUCUUUGAUUUCAAGGGUCCCAGUAUGACCAUCGAUACGGCUUGUUCCAGCAGCUUGGUUGCACUGCACCUGGCUGUACAGAGCCUCCGGGCCCGAGAGUCAAAUAUGGCUCUGGUCAGUGGGGUGAGUAUCCUGGAGAAUCCUGUGGAGACAGUCGGCAUGAGCCACCACGGUCUUCUCGGAACUCAAGGCCGGUGCUUUAGCUUUGACUCCCGUGCGGAGGGCUAUGCCCGUGGGGAAGGAGUGGGUACAGUGGUUCUGAAACCAUUGAGCACUGCUAUUCGAGACGGUGAUACAAUCCGUGCCGUGAUCCGUGAAACUGGUGUCAACCAGGAUGGUCGUACAUCGGGACUUACUGUUCCAAGUGCGGAGGCCCAAGAGAAACUCAUCCGAGAGGUGUACUGGAGAGCUGGCCUGGAUUUGAAGCAAACUAGAUUUGUGGAGGCCCACGGGACUGGAACCAGCAUAGGUGAUCCGAUUGAGGCGGGGGCGCUCGCAAGAGCGUUCAAGUGUCGACGGGAGACGCCCCUGUACGUUGGAACCAUCAAAUCUACCAUUGGGCAUCUGGAAGGAGGUUCCGGCGUGGCUAGCCUUAUCAAAUCCAUCCUUAUCCUCGAGUCGGGAGUCAUUCCACCUAAUCUCGAUAUCCAGGAGAUUAAUGCCAAAAUUCCUGCGGUCGAAUGGAAUAUCGCAUUUCCCAAGGAAAUUACUCCAUGGCCUUCGGAAGGGCUCCGCAGAAUUUCUGUCAAUUCCUUCGGGAUCGGAGGGACCAAUGCCCAUUGCGUCCUUGACGACGCCUGCCACUAUCUUCAAAGUCGCCUCCUUGAUGCUACGCACCAAACUAAUGCCACCGUUCCGAAAACUUUCAGUCUGUUCUUAUCUCGGGCUGAUGCCGAGCUUGACAGUAUACCUGAUUCUACGGAUGAGAACAAUGGUGGCGUCAUUUCGAUUGGAACACCCGGAACCUCUGUAGCCGAUGGUCCCUGUUUAUCUACAGGACUGGGUCAAAUCAAUCCAUACCCUACUCUUCAAGAUGCACCCAGGAUAUUCUUGCUGUCGGCAUUCGAUGAAGGCGGCGUUAAGCGAGCUGCGGAUACAUAUUCCCGCUAUCUGAGCCGGAAAAUUGACCAACCCAGAGACACUGAGCACCUACUGGAAGACCUUUCAUUUACACUCACCAAGCGGCGCUCAGUAUUCCCAUGGAAGAGCUUUAUUUCUGCAUCUACACUCAAAGAGCUCUCAUGGAAUUUAACCGAGGGCAACUUCUCAAAGCCAGUUCGAUCACUCAAUGCACCAGAAAUACAUUUCGUUUUCACCGGGCAAGGUGCACAGUAUGAAGGAAUGGGGAAGGCGCUCUUGGUUUAUCCGGUGUUCCAGAAGUCCCUCCGAGAGGCAUCUGAAUACAUUCGCCGACUAGGAAGCCCCUGGUCACUUAUCGAUCAGCUUCUCGAAGAAGGGAACCUCGCCAGUGUGGGCCUCCCAGAGAUUGCGCACCCACUGUGUACUGCACUGCAGGUGGCACUUGUGGACCUUUUGGCUAGCUGGGACAUAUUCCCAACCAGCGUGACAGGCCACUCAUCAGGAGAGAUCGCUGCAGCUUACAGCGCAGGUAUAUUAUCCCGACAAGGAGCCUGGACAGCCGCUUACUGUCGCGGCUAUGUCUCAUCAAAGCAGCUCGCAGCCAACGGCGCCAUGAUGGCUGUAGGCUUGAGUGCUUCAGAGCUGGAACCUUAUCUUGAGUGGGUCCACAAAGAGCUUCCUGGCGAGCUGUUGAUUGCCUGCUACAACAGUCCAAAUAACAAUACGGUCUCUGGAGAUGAGGCGUUGGUCGAUUGCCUCAAGUUACGGCUGGACAAUGACGGCGUUUUUGCGCGAAAGCUUAACGUGAAGAAUGCCUACCACUCCGCGCACAUGAGAUCCAUCGCUGAAGAAUAUCUCCAACUGAUGGGAGAUUUGUCUUUCGGGGAAAGAUUAGCUGUACCACACCCAGUUCACAUGUUUUCUACCGUAACUGGUAAGGAAAUUGUGUCAGCAAAUCUUACGGCUCAGUACUGGGUGGACAAUAUGGUAUCUCCAGUGCGGUUUACAAGUGGAUUGCUUUCAAUGCACUCUCGAGCGAUAGAGAUAUCUUCAGAUUCAGAUCUCCCUAGAGCUCCCCCUUUCCUUGUGGAGAUUGGGCCUCACUCUACUCUGCAGAGCGCCAUCAAAGAAACACUAGCGUCUCAGAGCACCGACUCUGACCACAAAUACUUCUCAGUUCUUAAACGAAGUGACCCAAGUCUGAAUCCUUUACUGAGCACAGUCGGAUUUUUGGCUGCUAAUGGGUACCAACUGGACUUGCACAAAGUCAACCUUGCAUCUUGCAUAUAUUUUGACCGACCGGCGAGGCUACUUAUUGAUCUGCCACCUUACAGCUUCAAACAUACCGAGAGGAACCUGUAUGAGAGUCGACUCAGCAGAAAUCUUCGCACGAGAAAGUUCCCACGCCAUGACCUUUUUGGUGCACCUGUUUCUGAUUGGGAUUCGAACGCUCCCAGAUGGAGGCACUUCAUCCGAUUGAAUGAGAAUCCUUGGCUAAGAGACCAUAUGGUCACGGAGAACGUUGUUUACCCUGGAGUGGGAUUUCUUGUUAUGGCUAUUGAGGCUUCACGGCAAUUGGCUGGAGAAAAGGAGAUCACUGGCUUCCAAUUGCGGAAUAUAUCUAUCAACAGAGCCUUGGUAGUCCCAGAUACAAAGGAAGGAAUUGAGAUUAGCCUAUCAAUGACCCCUACAGACAGGCCAUCCGAUAUGAGAACCUGGCGUCGCUUCCAAAUUAGCUCUUUCAAUGAAUCAAGCGAUGAAUGGACAGAGCAUUGCAAUGGUUACGUUGCGGUGCAAUUCGAAUCAUCAUCUGACCUGAUUGACAAUGGCCGUCAAGCAAGCGCAGAAGUCGAAGCUUGGAAGCAGGAAUUCGAAACAGCACAAAAUCUAUGCACCAAGCCCAUCACCUUCGGAAGGACUUACGACAAUCUUCGUGAAAUUGGACUUCACUUUGGUCCUUUGUUCAGAAAUCUUAACAAUGUGCAGGAUAGUGGAUGUCGACUUGGAUUGAUGACCGGUGUAGUGACAGUUCCCGAAAUCGCGCAGUCAAUGCCAAAGCAGUACAUGCACUCUCAUUUGAUCCAUCCGGCCACUAUGGACAGCAUGAUACAUAUGAUGAUUGCUGCCGGCAUUGACCUUAGUGGCAAGCCUGUCCUUGAUCAUAUCAGGCUGCCCACUUAUAUCCGUGAUAUGUGGGUAUCAUCUGAUUUGAGUGCUGCACCACUUAAUGACUUCUUCGGGUAUGCAUCAGUUGUUAAUGGUGCAUCUGACAAAUUACAAGGCCAUAUUCGAAUCAUGGGCGCUGGAGGCCAGCCUCGUAUUCGGAUGGAUGGCAUUGAGCUCACACGGCUUGAGUCCACGUCAAUUGAAAAUGAUGAGCGAGAAUUGUGCAGCGCUGUUGACUGGAAGCCGGACGUUUAUUUCCUCGAGUCCACGACAGCAAAUGAGCUUAGCUCGAUUUCAGAAAUCAAUACUGAGGCAAAUCGGUACUGGGUUGAGCGACUUCAAAUGGCGACUAUGCUUUAUGUCACCGAUGCCUUAGUUGAUCUCAAUGGCAUGGAUAUCACCAAGCUUGAUUCUCACAUGAAAAAAUUCCACGACUGGAUGAUUCACUGGCAGAACAUGCUUGUGAACGAUCAAAUCAUUCACCUCCCAUAUUCUGAGUUUCAAAGAGUGUCUCUGGAUUCUUUGUUGAAGCAGAGGAUAUAUAAAGAGAUUGAGAGCCACAGUGCUGAAGGUGCGAUCACAGCCCGCAUGGGUCGCAACAUUGCCGCCGUUAUACGGAAAGAGGUCGACCCUUUGAAUUUAAUGUUCGGCCAAGACAAUGUGAUGGAGGAUGUAUAUAAAGAGGGCCUUCAUCUUUAUAACCUCCCAAAACAUCUCAAGAGCCAUCUAUCUCUUCUUCGCCACCAGCAUUCAGGGUUGAAAAUUCUGGAGAUUGGUGGCGGCACUGGCAGCUUCACGGCAGAAGUCUUUAGCGUGCUUGCACCAGAGAAAGAUGCCACAAGAGCGAAUAUAUCAACAUAUACGUUCACCGACAUCUCGCCCGGCUUCUUUGAAAAAGCAAAACGCAGAUUCCAGGUUUGGGCCGACAUCAUGUCCUUCCAGCCCCUCAACAUCGAGAAAAGUCCAUUUGAUCAAGGAUUUGAAGAAGGCACUUACGAUUUGAUCUUUGCUGGAAAUGUCAUCCAUGCAACAAAGAAUCUAAACAUAGCAUUGCGAAACCUCCGAUCCUUGCUCCGACCUGGUGGUCAGCUGAUCAUGCAAGAAGGAAUCCGACAAGACUUCCUGUGGUACCCUCUCGUCUUCGGCCAGCUUCCUGGAUGGUGGCUCGGCGACGAGCCUAUUCGGAAACGGUGUCCAUACAUCCCGACAUCCGAAUGGAAUACGCUACUCAACGACUCCGGCUUCUCCGGUGUGGACAUUGAGUAUCAAAGCUCCACCGAGGACGAUUUGACUUGGCAAAGUAUUCUGAUAUCUACAGCUCACUUGGUCGAAACACAAACCCGGCCAAGCGUUUUUAUCCUCACUAUGGGAACCGCUGGAGAAGAUCCUGUAGUUUCUCAUUUGCAGGACAUUUUGAUAGGCACUUUCCCGAAUGUGUCUACCAUACGGCCAUCUGAAUUAGAUCCCGAGUCUGGUCCGAAUACUCUUUGCAUUUCUUUGGUCGACCUGCAGACAUCAUUCCUGUCGCAGGUUAAUGAGAAAGAAUAUAUCGCGGUAAGAAGGUUGCUCACAGAAUGUGGAAAUAUCUUCUGGGUUACCCCUAGCCCCCGUGACAAACCGCUAUCCAAUACAAGCUUAGGUCUACUGCGGACAGUGCGUUGGGAAAGAAACUCAGAUGGUUCUAAUAUUGUGACGUUGGCAGUUUCGGAAGGUUCUCUGGACGAUUUGGCUGAAUGCAUUCAUCGGAUUGCUAUUCAUCAAUUCGUGAAGAAGAAUGCCCGUGAAAGACAUGCUGAAUACUUUUUGCAGAAUAAGAUCAUUCAUAUUGGUCGCCUUCGCCAGUGGAAUGAAGCUGAUAACUUCCUCUCUCUUCCUUCAUCUGGCCCCAAUCAUGAGCUAGUUCAACUAGGUGAUGUAAGUCGGCCGAUUGAGUUGAAAUUUGCAGAGUAUGGAUCAGAACCACGUCAAUUGUGCUGGGCUCAAGAUCACCAGCACGACCAGAGCCUUGGACCAUCCGAGGUCGAAGUGGAAAUCCGGGCCAUAGGUCUUACUUCUGAACUUGGCUCUGCUUUGACGUCAAACGAGGCCUCUGGUGUCGUGAGAACUAUCGGUCUAGCCGUGAAAGGCGUCAUUCCCGGUGACCAUGUCGUUCUCACAACUUCAGGGGGUAGCUGUCACUUUUUCAAGACUUUGGCACGGAUUGACCAGUCAUAUGUGGUCAAGAUACCCGGAAAUGUCCCGCUUAAGAUUGCUGCUGGGCUGCCCUCAAUCUAUGCGACCGCAAUAUAUGGUCUCUCGGAGGUAGCUCGUCUACGUGAGAAUGGCAGUAUCCUCAUUCACAAUGGCGCCGCGGCUCUUGGACAGGCUGUACUCCAGUAUGCACGUUUGCUUGGAGCCUUCAUUUUCACUACAGUGUCGACAGUCGAAGAGCGAGAACUCCUCAUAUCGGAGUAUGGCAUGCCAGCAGGAUGUAUAUUUUCCAAUAGAGACCUCGGAUUCUCAAAGGCUGUGAUGCGGACUACAAACGCUGUUGGUGUUGAUGUCGUGUUCAAUACUUUGAAUGGCGAGGCUUUGCAAGAGUCUUUGGCUUGCGUUGCUCCUUUUGGUCAUUUCAUUCAUGUUUCGAACAAGAAUGCUGGUGUUGAAACAAUUAUUGACCUCGCCGCGAUACAGAAAUGUGUGACGGUGACGAGUGUCGACAUUGAGUUGUUUAUGGCAGAUCGUCCGGAACUCAUUGGUCAGCUCAUUGGUGACGCAUUGAAGUUGUAUGCAGAAGGCAAGAUCAGCCAGGCCCAACCUUUCACUGUCAUGAACUUUGCACAGAUCACAGAUGGAGUCAAACAUUUCCAAAAAAUUGGAGUUAAUGGAAAGAUUGUGUUCGCUCCUAAGCUUUCGGAUAAGAUUCCGUUGCUUCCUGAUCUCAUCGAGCCGUACCAAUUCGACGGUCAGGCAUCUUACCUUCUCGCAGGUGGCCUGGGAGGUUUAGGAAGAAGUCUGGCCCUGUGGAUGGCUUCGCGCGGCGCGAAGCAUCUUGUAUUUCUAUCAAGAUCUGGACGCAUCACAGAUCCUGUGAAGGAAAUGAUUGCCAGUCUGCAAGGGCUUGGAUGUCAGCCUCAUAUCUUUACAUGUGAUGUCUCCGAUACCGAGCGCCUGAGACAUGUCAUUGAAGAAUGUUCUGCCUCGUUGCCACCAAUUAAGGGAUGUAUCCAGGGAUCUAUGGUACUGCGAGAUGGUGCCUUUGCAAACAUGUCAUUUGAGGAUUGGCAGACAGCGAUCCGCCCGAAGGUACAAGGCUCCUGGAACUUACAUGAGACUCUGCCAAUAGACCUGGACUUUUUUGUCAUGCUUUCAUCGGUCGCCGGCAUCUUUGGUAAUCGCGGCCAGUCAAACUAUGCAGCUGGAAACACCUUCCAAGAUGCGCUGGCCGCCUAUCGCACUGCACGUGGUAUGAAUGCAUCCAGCAUCGAUCUUGGCAGCGUAUCCAGCGUUGGAUGGGUCGCAGAGAAUCGAGGCUCAAUGCGAAUGAACACGGACACACUAUUUGAAUUCCUGCACGAGGAAGAGGUGCACAGAGCAGUCGAAUUCCUCAUUGACCAUCGACACAAGAAGGAAAAUACACUCGAUCUUCACUGUUCAUCUCAGUUGGUGCUUGGGCUUCCGACUGCGGAAAUGUGUCGCAAGAACAACAUCCCAACGCCAUCAUACAUUGACUUUCCUCUUUUCACUCAUAUGCGCGCGGCCAACCUGGCGAAGAGCAUAGAAAUCAGCGACCAGGAGACAGUGAACAUUGCCACUCGUCUUUCUGCCGCCUCCAAUCCAACUGAAGCUGUAGAUUUGAUUUCAAAUGGGAUUGUUGAGAGGCUUUCCUCUUUGCUUGCAAUUCCAUCAUCUGAAAUCGAUGCCCAGCGGUUCAGCUUCUCUAGUAUUGACUCACUUGCGUCCAUGGAGUUUGUCUCUUGGAUUGUCAAAAACCUCAAGGCAGAAGUUUCCUUGCUGGAUAUCAUGGGAGCGCGCAGUAUCCGUGCUCUAAGUGAAAAGAUUGAAAACACAACACGACUUACGAGCUAUGCAAAGUGA
Penicillium pulvis is the source of this 7851-nucleotide messenger RNA. Its product is annotated as type I polyketide synthase. Gene Ontology annotation, molecular function: fatty acid synthase activity; oxidoreductase activity; 3-oxoacyl-[acyl-carrier-protein] synthase activity. The record is from RefSeq and is a predicted model, not a curated record. The coding region runs from base 1 to 7851 and encodes 2616 amino acids. Gene Ontology annotation, biological process: secondary metabolite biosynthetic process; fatty acid biosynthetic process. NCBI's taxonomy places the organism in Eukaryota, Fungi, Ascomycota, Eurotiomycetes, Eurotiales, Aspergillaceae. The transcript is spliced from 6 exons.